AUGUUUUACAAACAGCCCUUGUCUAUUUAUUAUUACAUAAGUGAGAUAAGCCACUCGUCGGGCAGUACAACUGGAGGUCUGGCCCUGACCAUUGUGGGUAGUUACUAUGACAACCGGCCUCCAUACGUGCAGCCAAAAGUCUUCAUUGGAGACACACCGUGUGUCAUCACUGACUUGGUCGUCGACCAGCACAUUGUGUGUGAGGUUGCAGCAGACCCCCAGUAUAUAGACUCUCAGUUCCCUGGCAACAGGGGAGUGAACUUUGAGUACUGGACCGCCACUGCCAAGGGACAGACAGACCUCAACAGCAUUUUAAGCAUGAGUUCAUCUGACCCCAAUUACCAUUCUGAUUGGCUGGACGAGACGUUCUAUCACGACGUGAACAACACAAUGGACCAGUUUGUGUCCAGAAUGACGACCUUCUUUACUGCUCCACACACCGGAAAAUACCAGUUUUUGCUGUUUGCUGAUGAUGGGGCAAGGCUGUUUGUGGAUGGGGCAAAAUUCUUUGAUACCAAGUUUACCAGCGCCUGGACUGGCAAGGCAGAACAAGAAAAGCAGGCAAUCUCUAUACGGUCUGACAUCACCUAUGAUGUACAGCAACUCAACUUUGCCACUUUCGGAAGUCAGACGUCCAUACAGGAAGUACAGACGGUGGAGGUUACAAGCGGUGGAGAGUUCCGCUUUGGGCUGUUUGGAGCAUACACAGAGCCCCUGACUCUAGACAUGGAUGAUGAGGGCCUGUCAGCUGCCCUCAGCAGCCUGCCCGUACUGGGCCCAGGGGAGGCAAUCAAUGUUGUUAGGAAACCUGUGGACACGCCCACAUUCACCUUGACCUUUGUCUCCAAAAGAGGUGACUUCCCCAGUAUCAGUCUGAUGCAAGUUUUGAAUGGCUCUGACAUCACCUACACUGUAACCGAGGAUAUAAAGGGUCAACCUGACCUGGAUACGGUGUCCUUGACCAUCGGUGGUUCUGUCAGUUUACCUUUCUCUGCCUCUUCACUGAGUCAGAUCACGUUGGAGAGUGUGAUGAACAGUCUUUUCGAGGCCAAGUGUCCGACCAUAUUCUCGGGUAAAGGCAUUGCCAAGCACUAUGAGAGCUUUGAAAGCGCUGGCCUCUUCAAUGGUGAGAGAGUGAAGGAUUCGGAGCCGUUCUGUGGUCGAUAUUCACUCAAGAACCCCGACAGAAUCUACCAACAGAAAACAGACGAGCUUGGAAUCAUGUUGUCCGCCUAUGGAACGAUGUGCUUUGCCUACAAAGGCUUCAUUCAGAGCUACAUCUGGGUGAAGGUGACUCUGAAACAGGCCUCAAAUGGGGAGACUGUCACCAGCUAUCACACAAUCAACCAUGUGUUCCAGACGGACUCCGAUCAAAAGUCGGAAACGUGGUACUACACGUGUGUUGAUGUGUACAGCUCAGUACUGGGUGCCUUUCCUACGGGAUCAGAACAUCGCCUGAGGGAGGCAUGGGUGGCUCGGGGUCAGGCAGACUACUACAUCGACUCCUUGUUCAUAGGAAAAAAAGAGACCACAACUGAUACUGAGGUUCACGUUCGCAGGGCCCCACCUGCACGCCCAAAUGGAGCCCUUAUAAAUGAGGUCAUUGUGACCUCCAUGUCAGCUACCCACUAUGAGGUCACCUUGAAGCCUUAUGAAUGUGGGAACCAGCUACCUAUGUUUGAGCUUGCAAACGCUGAGGUUACAUCUGGAAGCCCGAACAGCCCAAGCAAUGCUGUGACCUCGACCUUGAAGAAUGGUGGAGGGUCAGGGGUAAUUAAGGUCACAAGGUCAUCAGCAGCGUCCCCACCUGUAACUGGUACCAUCGAUGUGACAUUCAACGGGAAAACAAAAUCUGGUUUGAAUGUGUCCUUGAAGGCAGAUGAAAUUGACCGUGACCUUGAGUCCCUCAAUGGUAUUGGGGCGCUCCUUGUUGAGAAGGAGGGGUCAUGUGCGAACUUUGACCUCAUUGUGACCUUCCUUACAUUGCCUGGCAACCAGCCAGAAAUGGAGGUCAGUGGUGGAAGGCUUGUAGGUGUCAACACAGCAACCAGCAUCAAAACGACAACAGACGGUGGUCUAUUCUACGACCCUCUGACCGGCGACAUGCUCUCCACUGUGCAUGCCAAACCGCAGGUUAGGCUGUACAUGAAUGACAUCCCUGCAGCGUGCCACACAGACUGCUCUUUCUCAUGGGAGACUGUUUUGAACCCUUCCGUAACCAGCGUUUCACCCACUUCUGGCACAUCAGCUCUAAGUACAUCAAUCACUAUCCAAGGAACAGGCUUCAGCAAUGUUGUUGCAGACAACAUGGUCACCAUAGCGGGUGUUCCCUGCACUGUAACCACAGCAACAAGCACCAGUAUUGUGUGUGACGUAGGUAAUGGUCCUGUGGGGGCACAUGCUAUGCGCGUCAAUGUGGCAGGAAAGGGGUUUGCCACUGGCAAUGUGCAGUUCACCUAUGUCGCUAACAUAGACAGAAUCUCACCAACAUCUGGAAGUUUUGGAGGUGGUCUGACACUCACCAUCUCUGGUUAUGGGUUCAAAUCUGAUGCUGUGGUCACUGUAGCAGCCAACCCUUGCAAAGUUGUCAGCGCCGAGCCAGGCACGGUGAAGUGUAUCGUCCCAACUGCAGCUUCCCCAGGGACGUAUGAUGUUGCUGUGAGCCAAGGUGGACAAACCUUGACGUUUUCAGGGUUUACGUACGACAACUCCUUGACAGCUGUUAUCACUUCCAUAUCCAGUACAUCCAUACCAGCAACAGGCGCAAAUCUUACCAUAUCUGGUACCUCAUUUGGGGCAUACCCUGGAUCAGUGUACAUCGGUGAUGAGGAAGUGAUGACCACAUCCUGGUCUGACAGCACUAUUGAGGUCAGUGCCGUAGUAACCACUGCUGGUGACCUCGACCUUAGUGUGGAAACGAUGAACGGGCUCGCAGUGGACAGCAAAGCUCAGAUUCCAACAAUCAACGUAGACCUCAAGAUUACCAACGUCUACCCUCUUAAGGGUUCUGUACAGGGCGGCACAAAACUUACCAUAACCGGCUCAGGCUUUGGAACAGAUGCUGACCUACUUUCAGUGAAGGUCGGAGAAUUCAACUGUGAAGUGGUAACAGUUACAAACUCAAAAAUCGUGUGUCUGGUUGAAAAUGCGGGAACGGUUCAUAAGGUCACUAAUAACGGCAUUGAUCCUGCAUUCGGAGUCUUCUAUGCCUUUGACAAGCCCUAUUUGACUGUGGCUGUUGGAGACUAUGUGCAGUGGACAUGGAAGACCCCAGUCUUUGUGAACAACGUGGCCCACGGCAUAUAUGAGGUGUCAAGCCCGAGCUCCACUAUGCCCAAGGUUGGGGGUUUCAACAGUGGACCACCCACGCCAGACGGCAUGUUCAAGUACCAGUUUUCGAAGGUUGGGACCUACUAUGUUUGGAGCGGUUAUGUAGACGAGUGGUUUAUAAAGAGCUACACAGGCACUGUGGAAGUGGUGGAGGCACAGUCUAGAAGUGGGCAGGUCUCCGUCACACUCGGCGGCGUACAGGCAUUACAUGAACUUGGAGGAUCAGCUGAUCCGGUGGAUUCAAGCUCCUGCGGUCACCUGAUUUCUGCAAAGUCAGGAUGUACAGACUCCCCACCCACUCACAAUGACACAGCAAAAUUUAACUUCGCCUUUCAUCCAUGUAGCUCCCCUGUUGUAACCUCCAUUAAUGCUAACAACGGGACUGCUAAGUCUGAAAUAACCAUCACAGGGUCUGGAUUUUCGGCAAAGAGCUGCCAGAACGAAGUGACCUUUGGUGGACACUCCUGUGACAUCAUUGAAACAUCAGAAUUGUCGAUAAAAUGCAUGAUAUCAAAAUCAGAUGAACCAGAGAUUGCAACGUAUUUACCACUUAAUGUCAGAGUUCACAAUAGAGGUAAUGCCAUUGUAAACAUAAUGAACGCUGAAGAUAAAGCGUUUGCCGUGAUUCCAAGCAUCGAAAGCAUCAUGCCAAGUUCUGGAAGCACUGCUGGUGGGGCUUUGGUCACGAUAACAGGAUAUGGGUUUGCUACCAAGCCGGUUGUUAUGAUGGAUGCUUUAGAGUGUAAAGUUAUGGAAAGCUCCUACACAGAGAUUAUCUGCGAAACCCCGCCGUCUGUGCAAGACACGCGAAACAUUACUGUUACUAUGAUGGUAAAUGGUGCCCCACUAGAUGCGAAAUGUGAAACGCUCACUGGAAAGUGCAGAUAUUCCUUUGUAAACAUCUAUACGCCCAAGAUAGUCAGUAUAAGUCCAACAACGAUGUCAUCUACAACUGAAUUUACCAUAACAGGGAGCUUGCUGGGAACAGAUUCUUCAGCUGUAGAAGUCGUAUUUGGAGAUGUUUUUGGAAAAGUCACGUCGGCUACUGGUUCCACUUUGGUGGUUUCUGUAGAUAAUCUUCCUGCUGGUGUAAAUGAGGUCACAGUAAGAGUUGCUGGCAGCGGCAAGGCAAGCGGAUAUGUGACAGUUACUGGCAUGCCAGUGAUCAAUGGAAUCACACCAUCAUCUGGCAGUAUCCAUGGAAACACAACUAUCACCAUUUCUGGAAACGGUUUUGUGGCCGACACCUCAGUACUUAUUGGUGGCUCCAAAUGCACCAUAGUUUCCACUUCACUCUCUAAGGUUAUCUGUGUAACAUCUUCUCAUACCGAUGGAUCUGCUAACGUCAAUGUGGUUUCUAACAAAAUGCCGUACCAGGCAAAGACUUUCAACUACGCCGCCUCCUCCUCCCCCUCGGUUUUCUCCAUCAGUCCUCAAUCAGGUUUGCCUGGAAGUGAGCUAACUAUAUCUGGCUCAAAUCUAGCUGGGGGUAGUGUGACUGUCAACCUUGAUGGAGUUGACUGCCUUGUAACCUCUAACACGGACACUGAGAUACGGUGUAACCUUGGCAACCAUGCGACUGGUUCUGUUCCUGUGCAAGUACUUGUAGAUGGAGUAGGAGCAUCCAACUCUGAUGUGAUGUUUGAGUUUCAGCUUGCCUUGACUUCAGUGUCUCCUUCCAUGGGUGGGACUGCUGGUGGACAGCACAUUGUUCUCACUGGGACUGGGUUUAGUGAGGACGCUGUUGUAACAGUGUGCGGUGUAGCCUGUCCACUGGUUGCCACGGAUACCACUCAGUAUACCUGCAAGACACCUAAAAAUACAGCUCAAGUGUGUGAUGUAUCCAUGACAGUCAAUGGACUAACCAGGACCCUGUCUGGUGUAUACACUUACAGUGGAGCCCUCACUCCCACUAUCAUGGGGCUGAACCCCGCACGUGGUGGCACUGGUGGAGGCACAACAGUCACAAUAUCUGGCUCAGGAUUCGGUUCUGAUGUGAAUGCAGUUAGCGUUAUGAUCGAUGGUGCAGAGUGCAUUGUGGGAGGUGUUAUCAACUCCAUGAUAGAGUGUGUGACAGGCCCACACGCCGGCUCAGUCGUUGCCAUGGUGGAGGUGCAAAUCUCCGGAAAUGGAAUUGCACAAGAAGCAAGAGCGGGUGAUGCAUCAUUCAGCUAUAUAGACGUCUGGUCCUCCCCGUUCACAUGGGGUGGCGGACCCUUGCCAGAGGCCGGGGAUUUCAUAGUUAUACCUGCUGGCAUGACCUUGGUACUGGAUGUCAACACACCUGUACUGGCCUUCCUACUCAUACAAGGUGGGAAGCUGAUAUUCGACAACAAAGAUGUGGAGCUGCAAUCUAACGUGAUCAUGAUCACUGACGGGGGUCUGCUGCAGGUGGGGACCGAGGAGGAACCCUUCCAGCAUAAGGGGAUCAUCACGCUGCACGGACACCACCGCAGCAAGGAGCUGCCCAUCUACGGGACGAAAGUCAUCGCUGUCAGGAAUGGCACCCUGGAUCUGCAUGGUAUUGAGGUGCUGUUGACCUGGUCUCGCCUGGCAUCCACUGCGCAGGCUGGGUCCAGCACGAUAACACUCCUGGAUCCUGUGGAAUGGAAUGUUGGUGACGAGAUAGCCAUCGCCUCCACCGGCCACCACCACAAGCAGUCAGAGAAUGAGAAGAAAACAAUAAAAGCUGUCUCUGCUGACAAGAAAACUUUAACGCUCACGGAUCCACUGAAGGCUACUCACUGGGGCGUGACAGAGAUGUUUGAUGGGACCCUAGUAGAGUUCCGUGCGGAGGUGGGUCUCCUCACCCACAAUGUGGUUGUCAGGGGCAACCCAGACCCCCAGUGGGAGGACGAGAUUAAAGCAUGUGAGGCCGGAUUUGACACAGGAGAGUUUGCUGUGCAGACGUGCUUUCAGGGAAGGUUUGGAGAUGAGAUAGGCAGUAGCCAGUUUGGAGCCAUGAUUCUCAUUCAUUCACCCGUGAAGGACACACAAGAAGUCAAGGCGCGACUCUCCUAUGUUGAGGUCACGUUUGCAGGCCAGGCUUACAGGCUGGGACGGUACCCCAUCCACUUCCAUCUGAACGGUGAUAUGUCCACAAGUUACGUCAGGGGAUGCGGCAUCCAUAAGACCUUUAAUCGCGCUGUGAACAUUCAUGGUGUCCAUAACAUGCUGGUUGAGAAAACUGUUAUUUACGAUAUCAUGGGUGGAGCAUUCUUUCUUGAAGAUGGUGUAGAAACAGGAAACACAUUCCAGUACAAUCUUGCCAUCUUCGUGCGAGAGAGCACAAGUCUCCUUAACGAUGAUGUCACCCCAGCUUCGUUUUGGUUAACCAAUCCAAACAACACAGUCCAGCAUAACGCUGCAGCGGGUGGAUCACAUUUUGGCUUCUGGUACAGAAUGCACAGCCAUCCAGAUGGCCCAUCGUUUGAUCCAAACGUCUGUCCUGACAAAGUGCCGCUAGGUAUCUUCUUUAAUAAUUCUGCCCACUCAUUUGGCUGGUUUGGACUGUGGGUGUUUGAGUUCUAUUUCCCAACCGUUGGAGGCUGCGAGGGCACUGAGCCUGCGCCAGCUGUUUUUGAGCGGCUUUUUGCUUGGAACAACGAAAAAGGCGCUGAAGCUGUCAAUGUCGGGGCUCUGCAGUUCAAAGAUUUUACACUGGUGCAAAACAAACUAGCCGGGUAUGAAGGAAAGAAGGUCAACAAUGUUGCUUUAUGGACAGAUGACAGUCCCCUAAUAAGGGACAGUCUUAUUGUUGGUCGAACCACUGUAAUUCGGGACUCUGUACAGGGCUGCACACAAGGUGGAAUUGUAUUCCCGUAUGGCAGAGGAUUCCGUGCAAUCAACACAAGAUUCGUUAACUUUGAUGUGUCUGAUUGCGCCACUUUCCGUUGGACAAGAAUCACAGGCACUUGCUCACAGUUCUGUGGAGGCUUCACUUACCAUGCCCAGCAACUGAAGUUUGUCAAUGCAGCAAACAAAGCUAUCUAUGAAUGGGAGUGGGAGGGGAUUAUCCUGGACACUGAUGGCACAUCAACUGGGAAAGGCCCUGGAUGGACAGUGCUUCCGAGCUCAGGGACAUUGCCUAGCAACUGUGAGAGUGCCCCAGAGUUCAGUAUUGGAAUUCCCGCCAGCAUGUGCCCACCACAACACAAGUGGCACAGAUUUGCAUUCAACAAUAUUAAGCCAGAAUCGUUGGAAGGGAAAAACUUCACUUUCACCAACGAGUAUGGGACUUCACAUGGACCAUACGCAAAGAAGCGUCUGACACACAAGCCUGGUUGGAUGUGCGCGUUACUCAUGGGCGCCACCUACCAGUUUUCUUUUGAGCAUGGCAGCCAGUUUCAGAACAUUAGUUUUACUGGACAGUUUUAUGACUUUGAUAGUGAUGACUACCUAUUCCUUAAAGUUGAUGUGGCCACAAAACCUGACCGUUUCUCCAUCAAUGGUGGAGCCACGUUUAUAAACGCUACUGACGGAGUUAUUGACCCUGACACUGCCAUAAAUGGCGACUGGGAAUGGGAUGCAACAAAUACUACUGUUCGAUACAUUGUGCAUGGCCGACAGAGAGCCAAACGUGCAAUGUCAUCCUACCCCGUAGACCGGAAAUACAGUCUCACUCUAUACAAGUGCUUCUUCAAAGACUGCAUUCCUCCUCCGGACCCAAACACAAUCCCUCCUGCGUCUGCCCGUCCUCAAGACGUAGAUUUCUGGCAUGAUGCCAAUAUUUGGAACAUGACCACGGAUGGCUAUCUCUCCAAUAUUGGCGGUUCAUCUGGGAUUCCAAAGGAUAUGAGCAAUGUGAACAUUGCAGCUGACACAUGGAUGGUGGUGGAGGCACCAAUAGCCAAGCUUGGUACCCUGCUCCUCGAGGGUGUCCUAGAGUUCAACAAUGACCUGGACGCAGUGUACCACAUAGAGGCCGACUACAUCGUCAUCCGCGGUGGGCGUCUCAUCAUUGGUUGGCCAGAUGAACCGUUCCUCGGGCAGGCCAGCAUAACGCUGCGUGGCAACCAUGACACUCCUUAUUUUGUGCCUGGUGAAGGCCCAGACCUUGGGUCAAAGGCGAUUGGUGUGUAUGGUGGCCUAGAUCUGUUUGGAAAAGAUGUUGGUCGGACCUGGACUCAGCUAGCUGUCACAGCCAAUGUUGGGUCCAACAAGAUCAAGUUAGCUGACCCUGUGCAGUGGCAGACGGGGGAUGACAUUGUUAUUGGUCCAACCAGCUACAACCCCUGGGAAACGGAGUCGUUUAGGAUCACGGCAGUGGCUUCAGAUAAUGUGACUUUGACCUUGAAUGGCACACUCAAAUACAAACAUCUUGUUCAUCAGGAAACCCUAAGCAAUGGAUAUCAGAUUGACGUAGGAGCGGCUGUAGGAUUACUGACCCACAACAUCAAGGUCAUAGGUCAGGACUAUAACAAUUUGUACAAGGAGUCUUUCGGAGCCAGGAUCCUAGUCGCAACUUUGCAAUACAAAGAGCGGACUUUCACAGGUUAUGCGCGUCUGUCGAAUGUUGAAUUCUACCACACUGGGCAGGAGGGUUUCACAGAAGACUAUGAUCCAAGGUUUUCUGUGGCUUAUGUUGCCACGGGAACUGUCAGCAGUAUAAAACCUUCAAAAGUCUUCCGCUGUUCCUUCCACAAUGGAUUUAGCACUGCUAUUGGUGCAUUUGGAAUCGGAAGUUUGGAGAUUUCGGAAAAUGUUGUGUUUGGCAGCAUUGGAAAUGGAAUAAGGACAAGCUCAAAUGACACGCGCCUUCUGAACAACCUGGUAGCGCUGAUGGUGCAUUCUGGGACCUAUCAAGACAGAGUGGGGAAUUAUUGGGAAGCCGGAAUAGAGGCCAUGUUGGCGAAAGAGCUAGUCAUGCAUGGCAACCUUGUGACUGGCUCGGAGAGGCUGGCUUAUCAUGUUGUUCCAAUGGAUUGUGAGGACAAGUCCGGUCGCUAUAGCAAUAAUAAGGCCUUUGCAAAUGUGCAGGGUGUUGUAGUCUUUCCAGAGGAUCAGUUUAACCUUGAUUCAGAGUGCGCGAAGUUGGCAAACUUCACAACCUGGAAGACCCACGAUUUUGGUCUUUAUUACCAAAAUACUUUAAGUUUAGUGGCAGAAAACAAUGUGUACAUAGAAAAUCAGAAUGGAUUGUUAACAAUGGUUUUGAGACCAAUUACUACUAGACAUGAGUUUGCUAACAAGACGGUUGAUGUUCUUGACUCAAUCUUCAUCGGUAGAACUAGCUCAUUUGACUGCAGCAAAGAUGUUUCUCCCGCAAAUGAUCUAAACUUCAACAAGUCUAAUAAUGCAAGGCCCAGUCUUGCUCCUGGAAAAGGAUCGGUUGGUUUGAUUUUCCCGAACUUCUACCAAGCAACAAACAUGGCGCCUGGUAAGCCGUGGAAGGGAUGCAUGGCCUAUAAUGCCAUUGGCGGGUUAAUGAGAAUUUCUGGAAACACUUUUGCCAAGUAUGGGGCAGGAUGCAAGGGUGCUCACAAUUUUGCUGUGUCAACAAACAUUGGAAACGACGAUGGGCAGCAUCCUGUUGAGGCUACCACUACGACAUGGAUCGAUACCGACCAUGGUCACAAAGUUUUCUAUCAUCGGCCAAACGCUAACAAAAUCAACUCAGCUGACUGCGUGGACAUGGACUGUGAUGCGUUAAAGAAGGCACUUCUUAAGGACCUAGACGGGACCUUCCUGGGUCACAUUGGGGCCGUAAUCCCUCAGUCAGAGUUCGAGUGGGACACCAACCCUGUAAGGGGCCUAGGGGACUACAGAAUUCCCAAAGAAAUGCUCACGAAAAUGGAUGGCACCAGGAUCCCCGUUAAAGAAAUUGCUCCUAAGAAAGGUAUUAUCCGCACUGAAAACUGUGUUUACCAGUCGCUAUGGCAAGCGUACGAGUGUCAGUCAGACAUCAACUAUGAGAUGCUGAUGAUUGAGAACAUGGAUGCAGACACUGAGACGCGCCGACUCUCACCCGUGGCAGUGCUAGGCAACGGCUACCUUGACCUGAUCAACGGGCCACAGGACCAUGGCUGGUGCAGUGGAUACACGUGUCGCAAGAGGAUUUCAACCUUCAUGGCCCUUGUUGCAACAGAUGAAGAGUUCCUCAUCCACUUCACCAGUACCACCCCAGAGCACAUGCGAUAUCGCCUUCUCAAUGCAGGACAGGAUGACGCGGUCAAACUGCGUGUCUGGUACUCAAGGUUGAACAGACUGGAUCUCUUUGUAGACGGGACUUACUUGAUAUCUACGAACGCAGAGAUCACAAGUGGUGGUUAUUACAAGACUCUUAUGCCAAAGGGUAACGAACUGGAACCAAUGGUACAGAAUGCCACCGGAACCAACUUCUUUGACAAGGAUACUGGUAUCUUCACGUUUAUCAUCAAAGGAGGGGUUACAAUUGACGUCAAAACCAGUAAAUCUAUUAUAAUCUCAUUCGGAAUCCAAGCAAUGACGCCUGAGGAAUUCUUUGGCGAUAAUUUGGUGGAAAACAUUGCAAGCUUCCUGAACAUCCCACUGACCAAGGUUCGAAUCGUUAGUGUAGUGAGCGCUUCAGCUUCAGGCAAGAGGAAACGACGUUCCAGUGAAGGAGUUGAGGUUACAAUUGAAAUUGCUGAUGAGCCAGCAACAGAAGUCAACUCCACAGUUUCCAGCCCCAUUUCAACAGAAGACCUGGUUAGCUACGCCGCAAGCAUUGUCAACGAGUGUCAAGUGGGGGAUCUGACCUCUUCCUUGAACAUCACAGGGUCAUGUGAGACUGUGAUCCUGCCAUCAUCUGACCCAGACAUUGGAACAAUUGUCUACCAACCACGCGUCCCUCACAAGUUGUUCUUUGAGCGCAAGGUGAAGCCAAAGUAUGAAGGCGUGGUGUUCACAACGCAGCCAAAGAUUCGAGCGGCUGAUAUCAUGGAUGUGGCAAUAGAGGAUCUUGGGACAGCAGAGUCGCCAUGGCAACUGAGUGCCAGCAUUCGUCCCGGCACUGGCCACCCGGAUGCGAUACUCUCCGGCACUCUGAACAUCUCUGUAUCCAAUGGCCAGUUUAACUUCACAGAUCUUGCCAUCUCCCACACGGGGGCUGGCUACGUUCUUGACUUCAAGGUCAUCUCACCAGUCGAGGCAGCGGGCUUCACUCUGGCUUCAAGUCCAUUUGAUGUUGCUGCACGACCUUUGGAACUUAAGGUCAAGGACCAGUCAAGUGGUGACCUUGUUCAGAAUUCCAAGUUCUUUGUCACUUUGGAUAUAAGGGAUGAAAUAACUGGAAAGGUGCUACCAGACGUUUCAUGGAGGGGUCACACCUGGGAUGCAUCAGUGACGUUGCUAGCAAGUUCUGAAUAUGGUGACCUUGAGGGCAACUUGACAACGACCUUCGACCCAGUUUCAGGGGAGGCUACCUUUAUGGCACUGAAUAUGACUGGUUACGGUGUGUACUACCUGAAGUUUACUGCCACAUCAACCCCGGCUGAUUAUUCCCUCACUGUUAACCAUAAACUGGUUGUCAUGAACCAUGCCCAUGUUGGAAUGGUUAAGGAGGAAACAUAUGACAUUGAGGUUAAGUUUGAGGUGGACUUCAACAGAGUCCUCCCCACGGUUAACAAGCAGAACGAGUUUGAACAGCAAGUUCUCAACCUGUAUGCUCACUUGUGGCCGAAGGUACAGCUAACUAUUGGAGAAAUAUAUGAAGGAAGCAUAGUUGUGAGUUUCAAUGUGGCUGGAUCAUUAGCUGACGUAAACAGCACUGCGUACAGCCUGUGUGAGUCUAUCAGCAACAAGACGACGUACAGUUUCAAUGGGUACGAUUUGGAGUUGUCCCCCUUCAUGACAGUGAAUGGGCAGAGUUACUAUGGAGUUACCUGUGGCCAGAUUGCAGAGGAAGAGCAGAGCACAGACAUGCCUGUUUGGCUGAUUGCUGUCAUAGUGACGCUGUCCGUGCUGAUUAUGGCACUCAUUGUAUGCCUUGUUGUCUGGAGAUGUCACAUCAAGCCAAAGACCAAGACACACGUCUCCUACUUGGGUUCAAGAGAGACUGAGAAGCCCUUAGGAAACUACCUCUUCAGGACAGAAAAGUCGUUUGACAGUCUGAAGUUUGCAGAGACACCAAGGAAAGAGCCUCUUCCUCAGACCCCUGAGACAACCACAAGACCGUCAAGGAUCCAGGUGUCACAACCUUCAAAGAACAAUGAGGCUCUCCCUGUUAAUUCAAGCCCCCUACUUCACACCCAUAAUGCUGUUGGGGAAGCCAGUCUUGACAAGGCAGGCAAUAAUAACCCGCUGUACUUAAGUCCUAGAUUGCACAGCAGGAACGUUGCCUUCAUUACUGAGAAGGAGGGUUACAAGUCUGAUGAUCUGCCCUGUUUUUCCACCCGAAGGUUAGAGAUUCGAAACCAAUCACCUGCACCUGCCGAGGAUCUAGAGAAAAGGCUCGGUGACCUUGGUAAAGUAGAAAACGAGGAGUCUGUUUCGUCUCCAGGCGUGAAUCAAACCUUUAAUGAUGCUUACAAUUCCAUGACAAGGACAGCCCCAACUUUCAAGUCCACAGCAGCCAGUGUGUAUGCCACAUCGACAUACAAACCUUCAAAGACAAACGUUGUCAAACAUUCUGGUCCAGUGCGUAAAACGUCCACCACAAAUGACCUGGCAUUGAGUCCCUAUGCAAAGAAUGACCCGACCCAGAGUAAAGCUGCCCAGCAGAAAGUUCUUGUGUCUGCUAGGCCAAUUGUGAACGCAGGUUCUGCCUCACCACUAGCACGUACUGUGCUUACCGCUCCAAAGGGAAGCCCAACAAGUGGCCAGAUUUCAAGGUCAUCUUCCCCUAUGGUUUGUCGACCCCAUUCACCAUUUCAUGAAAAAGAAAGUCCUCUGGCUCCGAUCGAUCAUGUGAGCACCGACUUUUAAGUGUGUGAUCAUAUAAAUGUGCUUCUGUUUCAAUUUUGUUUGUUUGGUCUUAAUUUGGAAUCAUGUUUUAUUACCUUGUUGUUUUAGUUACCUUUUUUUAGUGUGUGAUCAUAUAAAUGUUUUAUUAUUACCUUUUUUUCCCAAUGACUUGUAUUCUUUAAUGAAUUCCAUAUUUGUAAUAUCUCUGUAGAGUAAAUUAAUAAUGAAAAUAUAAAGUGGUAUUACUUUUGUGAAAUCUACUACAGUCUAGCUCCAUUAAGUAUUGUGAAAGUAAAACGUUGUUUAAUAGACCCUAUUUAUUUAAUGAAUAUAUUUAAAUUGGACUUGAAACUUAUCUUUUUUAUAAUCUGUAUAAUAAACAAUUAUUUUCUUUUAAUUUUUGCAAAGUUGUUUAAGUACAACAUCAUUUAAGUAUGGUAAGUUUUUAUGCCUUGAUAUAAGUUAUUUUACGGUAUUUGUUAUUUAAUCAAUUGUAACAUGUUCACAAUUGUUAACUCAUUUUUUCGUUUAAACUUUCUAACACCAGUGUGAUAUCAUUAUUACUCUUCUUGAUCUUUAGCAGAAACUAUACCUUUUAUUUCAGAAGUUUUUGAUAAAAAGUAUUCAUGCUUAAAUGUGUGUUCUUCACAUAUGUUGUUUGAUA
Molecule: messenger RNA, 13858 nt
Organism: Dreissena polymorpha
Lineage: Eukaryota; Metazoa; Mollusca; Bivalvia; Myida; Dreissenidae
Product: fibrocystin-L-like
Exons: 49
Coding region: 1-13215 (4404 amino acids)
Source: RefSeq, a predicted model, not a curated record